Pseudovirgaria hyperparasitica is the source of this 1164-nucleotide messenger RNA. RefSeq lists its product as uncharacterized. The transcript is spliced from 2 exons. Bases 1 to 1164 code for a protein of 387 amino acids. Lineage: Eukaryota; Fungi; Ascomycota; Dothideomycetes; Acrospermales; Acrospermaceae. The record is from RefSeq and is a predicted model, not a curated record.
AUGGCAGAUGAAGCUUCGACAGCAUCUUCCUUGAGUGCGGUACCUAUCGCUCCUCCACAGGAACAUGAGAAACACCACGAAAACAAUGAAGAGGACGAAUGGGAAUAUGAAUAUCAUGAAGAUGAAUUCGAUGAUUUCUACGUAACUCUCGAUUUGACGGGCGUGGCCACUGCUUCCAAGCCGAAGGGCAAAGAGCGUGGCGCGCCAAGGUCGGAUAAAGAAAGUGAUGCUAUCGAUGGAGAUGACACCGAGGAAAAGACCCAGCUUCAAAUCAUGGAGCUCCAUGGCCAAAACCCGAUCAUCUCCUACGGUGGCAAGGUAUUCAGUUGUCGGUGGGCAUCAGCUCUUGGGACGGACCUAUACUUUUCGAAUGUUGUCGAUACAUUCGAGAUGAACGAAGACCCCCUCAAGGCUGGCAAGAAAUUCGACCUUCUCGGCGCCGGCUCCGCUCGUCUUGUAGCAACUAGUGUUGAAUUGAAAAAAAGAAGUGCUGGUGGUGAGGACGAAGUAGAAGGUAUAUUAACCAAUGGUCUAUCGGGAAGGCCUGGAUGGGAUGCCUCAGGUGGGAAACAAAGCCAGAUACGGUUCAUCAACCGCCUAGAAGCAGUCAAAAGAAAGAAAAAUGAGACAGACAGGAUCCCUUUGAGUGCUUUUCGACCGAAUCGGGUUUUUUCACAGCGUUACAGAACGCAAUACACCCCAUCUGACGAUGAAGAUGACGCGAUCGACUCACGUUCUCAGCAUAACUCCCCCACCGAAGGUACAGCAUUGCAGGACCACGUUGUCAAGUCAAAACCAAACAUGAGACGCCGGAAUAGGCCAGAACGGUCUCUACAUGGAGACAUAACGAAGAUGCGAGAUGAAUUCGAAGAGGAGAUGCGUAAGCAUACGCCUAUACCCCGAGAUGCGUAUACGCGACCAGGCGAAUCUAUGCCCCCGUCAGUUACAGGGCCUAGCAAUGCCCCUAAAGACCCAGCGGAUGACACGAUUGUUACAGGCACUGAGGACGCCCUUUAUUCCCAUGAGCCUGCUCCAGAAACAGAUGCGUCAUCAGAUGCAAGUCUCUCUAGCGAUACGAGCACCACGGAGGACGAUUCUGAGUCCGAUUCGGAUGACGAAGACGACUUGUACGAGGACGAUACAGAGAUGAUUGACGCUGAGUAA